AUGAAGGCCCCCUUUUUCCCCGUGAGCUUAUCCUUCAAGGGACAAUCUGUGACACUGGAGAAUAGCGUCACCACAGCUACCACUGCCAAGGAAUUGUAUGCUCAGGCAAGACAAGCGUACGGAUGGGACGAGACGGUGGAAUUGAAGCUCUUGUUCAAGGGAAAGAAAUUGAAAGAAGACUCUUCUUCCGAAGCCGUCUUUGCAUUUUGGAAGCCCAAUAGCAGCAAGAAAGUACCCAAAAUUAUAGUCAUGGCCACUUCCUCCGAUACCGUCUCGCAGAUUGCCAACAAAAAGUCAGAUCCCUUAAUGAGAGGUUUCUCACAAUUAGCAGAGAAGGCGAAACAGCAAGAAUUUGAUUCCAUUUGGGGACCAUUGGGUGUCCAAGACAGGAAUUACAAAUUUGUUCGAUUUGAAGCCUGUACGUGGCAAUCCUUUGGUCACCGGCCCAAUGAAUCGACGCCCCAUGCGUUUGAGGCUAUCCGUUUGUUGGAACAAUUGGCUAAGGAUCCUGGUAUUGUGGCCAUUAUGAAAGAACGAGAACUAGUCGUGAAUACAUUAGGAGAAAUGGAUCCUAUUGAUGAUCGGAUUGCAGCCCAUAAGGAAAAGGAAGGUGGACGAGUAUUGGGCUAUAAUACCAAUCGUGGACUCCGAAUUGACAUCAAACUGCGAACCGAUGAUUUGAAGGGUUUUCGUCCCUAUCCCGAAUUGGCAGCCACCUUGAUCCACGAAUUAUCCCACAAUUGGGUUGGAGAUCACAAUCUUGUCUUUUGGACCAACUUUGCACAGAUGCGAGCCGAAUAUUUUUACCACCAUUUGGUGAAUACUGGUACGGGUUUGGUGCAAGGCAAGACCACUUCCGAAUUGGCGGGUCUCAAUGGAGUGAUUACGUCCAAAGAGUCCAUUCUUCCAGUCAUGGUACACGAAUUGGCACGGGACAUGCAACAGCAUGGUCUUAAUCCUAUCAUGAUUAAGGCACCCAUUCAAGAUCGGUUGCGAGAAUUGGAUCAGGAGUAUGCUUCCAAAAUCUCCAAGGAACAACGGCUGGGCGGAGGAACAAGUGGUGCUACUAGUAGUACUACUAGUAGUGGCGACAAUCCAGCUGCAUCGGCCCGGGAACGAGCCUUGGCGGCUGCUGAGCAACGGAGACGGAACCAGCAACAACAAGAACACCAUCAAGGAAGUCCUCAAUGA
This is a messenger RNA of Cylindrotheca closterium, 1191 nucleotides long. The record is from the annotation of a GenBank genome assembly. NCBI's taxonomy places the organism in Eukaryota, Bacillariophyta, Bacillariophyceae, Bacillariales, Bacillariaceae.